AGGAGAGAGGUAAAGGGGACAAAGAGAAAGAAGGAAAGGGGUCAGAUGACAGAGAGGGAAAGAGAGUAGAGGAGUGCAGUUGAAGGACAUCAAAGAAGACGGACACAACAAAACGCUUAUGAAGAGCUCUGGAAUUAAACACUAGAAGGGGCCCCAGUUACUCUAUUGGAAGACCCCGACAUUGACCUAUUGAGAGGUACCAACAAUGACCAUCCACCAUGCCAGCUGAGAACACAAGACAAACUAACCUCUGGAUACAGUCUGAGAGCUUCUGAAUCACCACAAACUGACCAACGACAACACACUGUCAGGACAUCAAGCUACUUCCACUCCCAAGUCACCGGGGCGGUUCAAGUCCACUAGAAACUGAAGCGUCUGUCUGUUCUACAGUAUCGCCUGGGCUUCGUCRGGUACCCGCGGGAAGGAAAGGAUCAUGGGAGCUUGGAGGAGCUGGAGCGGGGACGUGAAAACAUCGGGAGAUAAGAGACACUCGAUGAGGUGGACUUGUCAGCCAUGUCCUGGUUCACCUUAAGACUGCAGGUUAACAGUAGUAGUGGAACUGAAGCCACUGUGGAAGCAUCACUACACACUGACUGUUUUCCUAUUGGAUUUAGAUUCAAUUUAGAUGAAGAGUCAGAAGGCCAAAGACGAUUUAUGUGUUUUCAAGUCAAAUUUGAUCACAUACACAGUUUCCAGCAGGUUUAAAGGUGCAGUGGAAUGCUAACGUGCUAGCUCCCUCAAUGCAGUACAAUUGUUGUUUUUGUUUUGUUUUGUCUGUUUUUCACUGGAUCUUAUGCAGUGCGGAAAGUCGCUUUAAAUUCUUAAUAGUUCUCUAUUCACUCCAACAUGGAGCACGUUAAAAUCCGUUUGGAAUCCAUACGCAACUCWUUAAAAUCUUUCUGAAUACUAAUAGUAACAGUUUAUCCCAGUAAAGCGAUCACUUCAUUGUAGGGACGUGCUGGCCUUAUUUAUGAACUCAAACAUAUCCCCAACGAUGAACCAGAGCCAGACGCCCAUCGUGACCUCCAUCUCCCCCCAGUCAGGGCAUGGUUCUGGGGGCUCGGGCGGUGUCUCUGGAGGGGGUAGCUCUGGGGGUGGGGGUUUGUGGGUGACCUCUCUCCUCGGCGCUACCCUCCUAAUCAUGCUCGCCAUGGGGGUGGCGGGUAACAUCUACACCCUCUUCAUCAUGCGUUCCGCGGCUCUCCGCCGAUCCGGCUCUAUGUACGUCUAUAUACUCAACCUUGCCCUCGCCGACCUCCUCUACCUCUCUACGAUCCCAUUCGUCAUCUGCACCUACUUUGCUCACGAUUGGUUGUUCGGCGAGGCCGGUUGCCGGGUCCUCCUGAGUCUCGAUCUCCUCACCAUGCACGCCAGCGUCUUCGUCCUGGUCGCCAUGUCGUUGGAGCGCUACCGGGCCGUGGCCAAGCCGUUUGACGCCCGACGAUCCAGCACGCGGGGACGGAAAGUAGUGGCGGCCGUCAUCUGGUUCGCGGCGUUUGUCCUGACACUACCCAUGAUGAUUAUGAUACGGCUGAGGGAAGGGAAGCCGAACGCGGCCGGGAACGUCAAGCGGAUCUGUUACCCCACGUGGACCCAAGAGGCCUUCAAGGUCUACCUCACCGUCCUGUUCCUGACCAGCGUCCUCGUACCCGGUUUAGUCAUUGUUGGUCUCUACGCAGGCCUAGCACGUCGCUAUUGGACUGCUCAGGCUAGCUUGGGAGGAAGCAGCCGUUCAYCGAGAAGACGAGGCUUAAAACAAAAGGUAGUAACAAUGAUUUUUUGUAUCGUUGUCGCGUACUGGGUGUGUUUCCUGCCUUUCUGGGGGUGGCAGUUGGCGCAGUUAUUUUCCCCGCAGACCCUCAGGGCUCUGUCUCCUGCCACUCACAGUUACAUMAAUUUCUUUGUAACGUGUCUGACCUAUGGGAAUAGCUGUAUUAACCCUUUGUUGUACACCCUCCUGACCCGGAACUAUAAGGACUAUCUGGCUCAGAAGGGUCAGAGCACAGGGUCAAGUAGGGGAGACCUGGGGUCGGCAGCCGGAGCACCCCUACAGGAUCUAUAAUCAGAGUAGAGGUGACCUAGGGGUCAGCUGCCGAAGAACCCCUACAGGAAAUAUAGGGGAAGAGGGGGGAAGUAUUUUUGACGUGACACAAGUAGGAACUAUUAUAUUUGACUUAAAUCCUUUUUAUCCUGGGGAGGAUAGGUCAUCCAUGCAGGAACUAUAAAAGAAGGGGAGUUAUUCUGACGUGACACCAAGAGCACUAUUGCCAAAGCAUUUCUGAUACAGCAUGUUUAUCU
Salvelinus sp. IW2-2015 is the source of this 2298-nucleotide messenger RNA. RefSeq names its product urotensin-2 receptor 4 (gene uts2r4). Gene Ontology annotation, biological process: regulation of blood pressure; neuropeptide signaling pathway; blood vessel diameter maintenance. Gene Ontology annotation, molecular function: urotensin II receptor activity. NCBI's taxonomy places the organism in Eukaryota, Metazoa, Chordata, Actinopteri, Salmoniformes, Salmonidae. The record is from RefSeq and is a predicted model, not a curated record. Gene Ontology annotation, cellular component: plasma membrane.